Messenger RNA from Solea solea (common sole), 3453 nucleotides. It is a transcript of the gene frk, whose product is annotated as fyn-related Src family tyrosine kinase. Gene Ontology annotation, biological process: cell surface receptor protein tyrosine kinase signaling pathway; cell differentiation; protein phosphorylation. The coding region runs from base 199 to 1842 and encodes 547 amino acids. Gene Ontology annotation, molecular function: signaling receptor binding; ATP binding; non-membrane spanning protein tyrosine kinase activity. Gene Ontology annotation, cellular component: extrinsic component of cytoplasmic side of plasma membrane. The record is from RefSeq and is a predicted model, not a curated record. NCBI's taxonomy places the organism in Eukaryota, Metazoa, Chordata, Actinopteri, Pleuronectiformes, Soleidae. The transcript is spliced from 8 exons.
AUUAGUUUUCUACCUGUGUCAGAAGAAGUACUUGUAGUAGUUGUAGUAGAAGUAGAAGUAGUAGAAGUAGACGGUUUCACUGGCUGCUCCUGUCUUUACUGCGAGACUCUGGGAUUAUUGAGACACAACAAGAACAGCACGAAUGGAGGCUUUAUUAUGACGAGCGAGGGUUAGAGCGUUCAACCGUACAUUGUCACAAUGAGUGAGAGCGACGGAUGCGCGGACAUCCAGGCGAGUGUCAGGGCGUGCUGGGAGCGUUUCCUGGCCUGUUUUAAGAAGCCGGGUCCGGCCGCAGGUGAGAGCAACAGGCCCGAGGACAAAGUGGAUCAUGUGUUUGAAAACAACGCGCUAUCAGAGCCGGGGUUUGACAGCAGAGUUCUCAGCAGCAGCAGCAGCAGCAGCAACAACAACAGCAGCAGCAGCAACAACCACCACAGCAGCAGCAGCAACAACCACAGGAGACAGUCGCUGCCUGGAGAGCAUUACAUCGCGCUGUAUGAUUAUUCCGCCCGCACUGAGGAGGACCUGAGCUUCCAUGCCGGGGACAUCCUCGAAGCUCUGGACAAAAGUGCAGGGGACUGGUGGUUCGCCAAAGCCAUCACCGGCCUGUCCUCCCCCAGUCAGGGAUACAUCCCCGCCAACUAUGUGGCUCCUGUGGAGAGUCUGGAAUCAGAACCCUGGUAUUUCCCCAACACCAAGAGGAUAGACGCAGAGAAGAUGUUGCUUGCUGGAGGAAACCGGCACGGUGCCUUCCUCGUCAGAAACAGCGAGACUCAAAAAGGAGAGCUCUCCCUCUCAGUGCUGGACAAUGGGAAGGUGAAGCAUUACAAGAUAAGAAAACAGGACAAUGGUCAGUACUUUGUGUCAAGGACAAGGUCGUUUCAAACUCUGAAGGAGUUGGUGGAAUAUUACUCCAGACAAGCCGAUGGCCUUUGUGUGCGUCUGGCUGAACCAUGCAAAAAGAUGGAGGCCCCACAGACUCAUGGUCUUUCCUACAACACAGUGGACCAGUGGGAGAUUGACCGUAAGUCCAUCAAGCUGCUGAGGAAGCUGGGAGCGGGUCAGUUUGGUGAAGUGUAUGAAGGCAUUUGGAACCAAACCACAGCAGUGGCCGUGAAGACCCUCAAACCUGGUACGAUGGAUGCCGAGGAUUUCCUCCAAGAGGCUCAGAUCAUGAAGAGGCUGCGGCACCAGAAGCUCAUCCAGCUGUACGCCGUGUGCACCAUAGAGGAGCCCAUUUACAUCAUCACAGAGCUGAUGAAGAAUGGCAGCCUGCAGGAGUACCUUCAGAAAGAUAAGGGUUCUACUCUCCGGCUCUGUGACCAGAUAGAGAUGGCAGCACAGGUGGCAUCGGGCAUGGCCUUCCUGGAGGAACAGAACUACAUCCACAGAGACCUGGCAGCCAGAAAUGUCCUGGUGGGCGAAAACAACAUCUGCAAGAUCGCCGACUUUGGUCUCGCCAGGGUCUUCAUUAACGAGAGUGUGUACGAAGCCAAACAGGGCACAAAGUUCCCUGUGAAAUGGACCGCUCCAGAGGCCAUCCACGACAACAAGUUCAGCAUAAAAUCUGAUGUUUGGUCCUUUGGGGUUUUGCUGUACGAGAUCAUGACCUUUGGCCAGAUGCCUUAUCCAGGCAUGUCCAACUACCAGGUAGUCCAGAAGGUUCCCCUGGGACACAGGAUGCCGCGCCCCCCGAAAUGCCCCCAAGUCAUGUAUGACAUCAUGAUGGAUUGCUGGAAGAAGGACGAACAGGAACGACCCACGUUUGAGACCCUGCAGUGGAAGCUGGAGGACUUCUUUGACCUGGAUGUGAACUCGUAUGACGAUGCCAGCCAAUACUAAGACACUAACUAAAAAGAAAGGAAAAUGCUGAAUACAAGGACUUAAAGUGACGUAUUUAAUGAAAAGACACUGAAAGGUAAUUUAAAAUCCAUGUGGUAGAAUACUGUGACAACAACUGACUCGCUUUUCCUACAGCAACACUCCUGGCUUUGUUUUGUGUGAUAACCGAAUGCACUUUGAGACGAGGCCACAUGCACGUUGAGCCUAACUUGUAACGUUGGCUCUCAAAAUGGAAGAGGCCUCUGUCAGCACAGAUGAAAAGCUGCAAAUCUGUCCAUCUCGACCAACCAGUUCUUCUUGCACUCAGCAUAGCGCACAUUGUUUCCACCAGCUACGUGAGCUUUACUGUAAGUUCCCCGAGAGGAUCUGAGAAAUGUAAUCUGGAUCUGAAAAUACUUGCUCAGUCUCUUACACAGAGAAGGAAUGAGUGGCAGAUGAUCUCAUCUCAGCUAACUCUGCAACACACAUGCACUGUAUCUGUGGACCUGUUCAGACAUGGUAUUAACAUCCAUCCCGAGAGAUCCGAUGACAUGUGUUCAAGCUCAGAGUUCAGGUUGAAAUGUGUCCUUUCAAUAAUUAAGAAAAAGCACUCAGGGAUUUUGGUUGAAUCCAAAAAAACAAAGUGUCCCAACAAGGCUUUUAUUGUGAAAUGCACUGCCCAUCCCCCUCAAAAAACAAUGUCAUACUCUAAUAUUUGGUAUAAGGCGUACCAUUAAAGCCUUGAUCUGGGGGCUGUAUGGUCAGAUUGAUUUAAAACAUCAUUUUGUCACCGUGAAUAGGAAGGAUGUAGCAUAUACUGCACAAGUGAAGUGUGAUGUCAUCUCAAGUGGUCAAAGGAAAUCUAUCCAGGAUACAUGUGUGAAUAUGUCAUAUUUAGUGCUGUCAAUUUGUGAUUGGAUUCCUUAGGACAGAUGUUUUAUACCAGGUCUGAAAGAGGUCUAUAGGCAACUGUCUUUGGCUUUGGCUUUAGUAGUCAACUUUAAUCCCGUAGCCUGGCUAACACCAGACUGCAUCUCAGUCUCAUUUGAGAGAUGGAGUACGGGUCUGGGAAGAAUGUCGUCGCCUCCCCAUUUUCAAGAGACUCAAAUCUCUGCUUCACUCCACAGUCGUUGGAUCACACGAUCCAACGACUGUGGAGUGAAGCUCAUCUCUUCAGACUACAGGAACACCUCAUGGACUUGUUUGUAUGGAGCUCUGCAGGUUGAUGGAUCGUUCAUGCACACAAAUAACUGGAGCGUAACUAUGAGUCCACGUUUUUACAAACCCCGUUUUGUUGUUUUGAACGUUUAUAAAGAAACUUUUAAGCUGCAGUAAAUCAUAAAUCAUUUGUCUCAUGGCAGUGCACAUUUUUAUCUUAUGAACAAGUUAUUUUAACUGUCGUUUUUAAAGUGGACAGAGCAUCGUAAACGUUUAUUUUGCCUUUUCGUUGUGGUUUUCACUCACCGUUUUAGGUAGUGAACUGUGAGGUAACCAGCAGCUUACCUUACUGAAAGCAGCACUGACUCUUCAAGGCAAACAAAGAGUCAUUGAUCAUUCUCUUUAUUGGUUCACUAUUGGCAGCCAUAUCAUGAUAUGAUGUGAUGUAUGAAAUAAAGAUUACUGCAACUUUAA